GGGAUUUACCAAGUGCACAGAGAGUGCUCACCACUGAAAAUAUGAAAUGAAUGUUUCCCUCUAUUAGCUCCAAAAUCAGCGCAUCCAGUGGAGAAAUGAUUCCAUCUUCCGGAACUUUCACUCGCAAACUCUGUACAACCCUCUUCCGCUCUCUCCCACUUACCCGUAAAACCCCUCGAAACUUCCAAACUUCACGCGCUCACUCUUCCAGAAACUUCCACUCACUAAACCCUCACCCUACUGCCAUUCACACUCUCAUCAGGCCCAUUUCUGUCCUUUCCAUUACUCAACGGUCUACAACCGUCGCACGCGCCAGACGAAGAUCGAGUAUCGCCGGCGUUUCAACCAUGGGCAACGGCGGAGAUAACGGCGUUACGUUUCAGUUAACUCCGUCGAGCUUGUUGAAGAUUCAAAAAGGUGAUAUCACUCAAUGGUCCGUAGACGGAUCCUCUGACGCUAUUGUCAAUCCUGCCAAUGAGCGAAUGCUGGGUGGUGGUGGUGCUGAUGGAGCCAUACAUCGAGCUGCUGGUCCAGAAUUACGAGAUGCAUGCUACAAAGUCCCAGAGGUACGUCCUGGAGUUCGCUGCCCAACAGGAGAAGCAAGGAUUACACCAGGUUUUAGAUUGCCAGCUUCUCAUGUAAUCCACACUGUUGGACCAAUAUAUGAUGCUGUCCCAAAUCCUAAAGCCUAUUUGACGAAUUCAUAUAGAAAUAGCCUGCGUGUGGCAAAUGAGAACAACAUUCAGUAUAUUGCUUUUCCUGCCAUAUCAUGUGGGGUCUUCGGAUAUCCUUUUGAUGAAGCUGCCACUGUGGCUAUAUCUACUGUCAAAGAAUUUGGCAGUGAGCUCAAAGAGGUACACUUUGUGCUGUUUUCAGAUGAAAUUUAUGAUGCAUGGUUGAAGGCAGCGAAUGAACUGUUGCAGAAUUGAUUAGUAUGUUUCUGAGCAUCUGGAAAAUGAAGUUUGUGGUGAUGGAUAUUGGAGAUGCAUAUGACACCGUAGGCAUGUAAAAUUUAUUGGAUUCAAAUUUAAUAAAUAAUUUGGAUUAUAUUUUAAAUAAACUAGUCCAAAUAAGUAUUAUGGGCUAAUACAAUUGAAUUAAGGGAAAUUACCAGCUAUGUCCA
Molecule: messenger RNA, 1123 nt
Organism: Nicotiana attenuata
Lineage: Eukaryota; Viridiplantae; Streptophyta; Magnoliopsida; Solanales; Solanaceae
Product: macro domain-containing protein VPA0103
Exons: 7
Coding region: 51-929 (292 amino acids)
Source: RefSeq, a predicted model, not a curated record